AUGGCCUGGGCCUUUCUUACUCUCACAAUAGCUUCGAGGGUGACGGGACAAUGGGCCGACCUGACGCUUUCACGAACCCACGGUGACGCACAUUCUCUUUCCGUCGAGAGGUUUGAAGCCGUCUAUGCCGCUGUUGGCAAUGAUACUUCCGAAAAUAGAUUAGACCAACGAUAUACCCUCGACAAGAUCCGUGCUCCUUACCAAGCAGUCCAAGAACACUCCAUAAAGACGAAUCCAUACUAUUUUACCGGUACCCUUUCCACAGUAGCGAUCGUACCAGGAUCAUACAACCUGGUCAUCAACUUAAUGUCAAAUCACUCGGAAGAGGAGCCAUCCGGAUACUUGGACAGUUAUAGUUUCAAACAAUUCUUUGGUGUAACAGGCUACCCUGGCUCUUUCAUCUGGCACAAAGGACAGGAACGCAUUCCCAAAAACUGGUACAAGCGCCCAACCAUUUCCCCUUACGGCCUGACCGACUCAUUAGUAGACAUCGGUAUUGGAUAUCUCGCAUACCCAAAGGCCCUGAGAAUCGGCGGAAAUAACGGAUCAGUGAACUCAUUCACUGGCAUCAGUCUUGAGGACCUCACCGGUGGCGUCUUGAAUGUCAAGAACUUGUUUGAGGGCGACAACUUUGCAUGCCUCACUUUCGCUCUUGCACAACAGGCCAUUACACAUCUUUUUAAAGGGGCCGCUGGAGUCUGUCAACAACUCAACCAAUUUCGUUGA
Penicillium argentinense is the source of this 726-nucleotide messenger RNA. RefSeq lists its product as uncharacterized. The record is from RefSeq and is a predicted model, not a curated record. Bases 1 to 726 code for a protein of 241 amino acids. The transcript has 2 exons. Gene Ontology annotation, molecular function: peroxidase activity. NCBI's taxonomy places the organism in Eukaryota, Fungi, Ascomycota, Eurotiomycetes, Eurotiales, Aspergillaceae.